Messenger RNA from Hypanus sabinus (Atlantic stingray), 10151 nucleotides. RefSeq names its product ribosomal protein S6 kinase alpha-5-like. The coding region runs from base 3 to 2282 and encodes 759 amino acids. Gene Ontology annotation, biological process: regulation of DNA-templated transcription; intracellular signal transduction; protein phosphorylation. Lineage: Eukaryota; Metazoa; Chordata; Chondrichthyes; Myliobatiformes; Dasyatidae. The record is from RefSeq and is a predicted model, not a curated record. The transcript has 18 exons. Gene Ontology annotation, molecular function: protein serine/threonine kinase activity; ATP binding; magnesium ion binding.
AGAUGUGCUUUGCACUGGAACUGCUAAGAGGACACUUGAGUACAAAUGACAAGAAGACGACAGCAAGUUGUUGCACAGCUAACCUCACUGGACACAGAGAAAAAGUUGGAUUGGAAAACUUUGAGCUGCUGAAGGUUCUGGGAACAGGAGCAUAUGGGAAAGUUUUCCUGGUCAGAAAAAUCAGCGGACAUGAUAUAAACAAGCUCUAUGCAAUGAAGGUUCUCAAGAAGGCUGCAAUUGUACAAAAAGCAAAAACCACUGAACACAUCAAAACAGAACGGCAGGUGUUAGAACACAUUCGUCAGUCUCCUUUUCUGGUCACAUUGCACUAUGCUUUCCAGACAGAUACAAAGCUUCACCUUAUUCUAGACUAUGUGAAUGGUGGUGAAUUGUUUACACAUCUUUACCAACGAGAGCACUUUACAGAAAACGAGGUUCAAAUUUACACCGGUGAGAUUGUACUAGCUCUGGAGCACCUCCAUAAGCUUGGCAUCAUAUAUCGAGAUAUCAAACUCGAAAACAUUUUAUUGGAUGGUGAUGGUCAUAUUGUUUUAACAGACUUUGGACUCAGCAAGGAAUUUGUCAUUGACAAGAAUGAAAAAGCAUAUUCAUUCUGUGGCACCAUUGAAUACAUGGCACCAGAGAUCAUUCAAGGAGGAAGUUGUGGACAUGACAAGGCAGUUGAUUGGUGGAGCCUGGGAGUCCUUGUGUAUGAACUGUUAACUGGAGCAUCUCCUUUCACUGUGGAUGGUGCAAAAAAUUCUCAAUCGGAAAUCUCAAGGCGAAUCUUAAAAAAUGAUCCAACAUUCUCUGUAGAGAUUGGGCCCACUGCCAAGAAUUUAAUACAGAAACUUCUGACGAAAGAUCCCAAACAAAGACUUGGUUCAGGGCCAACGGGAGCUGAAGAGAUAAAAUCACAUGCUUUUUUCCAGGGAUUAAACUGGACUGAUUUAGCAACCAAGAAAAUUAAGCCUCCAAUCAAACCAGUCAUUCAAAAUGAACUUGACGUUAGCAAUUUUGCAGACGAAUUUACAAAAAUGGACCCAGCCUAUUCUCCUGCUGCCAUUCCUCAACAUACUGAUCUCUUUAAGGGUUACUCAUUUGUGGCACCUUCAAUACUCUUCAAUUGGAAUGUUGUAAUGGAUAAUACAUGCACCUAUGAUCUACACAUGAAUCCAGAGAAGCCAGGCGACAAUACAGUUGCAUGCAGUGCUAUGAUGAAGGACUCUAUGUUUUACCAAAACUAUGAAAUAAAUUUGAAAGAAAAACCACUUGGUGAAGGAAGCUUCUCUGUUUGUAGGAAAUGCCAGCAUAAGAGGACUGGACAGGAAUACUGUGUGAAAAUCAUCAGUAGACGAAUGGAACUCUGCACACAAAGAGAGAUUGCAGCAUUGAAGCACCUGGGGGCUCAUCCCAACAUUAUUAAGCUGUAUGAAGUUUACCACGACCAGCUGCACACAUACUUGGUAAUGGAGUUAUUGAAAGGAGUUCGUUUUAUGCAUCAUUGUGGAAUUGUGCACAGAGAUUUAAAACCAGAGAAUAUUUUGUUUGCUGAUAAGAGUGUUGACUCACCGAUCAAGAUUGUAGAUUUUGGGUUUGCAAAAGUUAAGCCUUGUGAUAACCAGCCACUGAGGACACCGUGCUUCACUUUACAAUAUGCAGCUCCUGAGGUUCUCAAGCAAAAUGGAUACGAUGAGUCUUGCGACCUAUGGAGCCUAGGAGUAAUACUUUAUACAAUGUUAUCGGGACAGAUUCCAUUCCUAAGUAAACAGAGUGCAGCCACAUUAAGUAGUGAUGAAAUCACAAGGCAAUUUACGCUGACAGGAGAAACCUGGAACGGUGUCUCACAAGAAGCUAAGGAACUCAUACAAGGUUUACUUACUGAAGAUCCAGACUCUCGUCUGAAAUUAAGUAGUUCCAGUUUCAAUAAAUGGUUUCAAAAAAGCUCCUGCUGGUCCGCCAAUCCACUGACAUCUCCAAAUAUUCUUGAAUGCUCUUCCAACACCUGUUUCAAGGCCUUUAAUAAGUGCAAGAGGGAAGGUUUUUUCCUUCGAAGUGUUGAAAAUGCUCAUUUGGCAAAAAGGCGAAAGAUGAAGAAAAGCAGUGCGAGUACAGAGACUCGGAGCAGUUCUAAUGAAAGUUCCAUUUCUUCACCAUCCCAGUCUCUUGGAAGAGCAUCUCCUACGUGCAUUGUUCAAGUUCCUUUAUCAGCAAAAAAGUCAGAGUGUUUCUUCCAGUUUUCUGAAGCAUUAAAUAGCAGCUUCAAAAAUGCUUCUCUCUAGCUAAUGCAGUAAUAGUCCACCCUGUCUCCAGUACUGACCAUACCUCUUCCCACUCUGUCUCCUGUAAAAUUGCUAUUCCCUUUUCUCUGUUCCUUUGGCUCCACCACAUCUGUUCCCAGGAAGAAGGGGUUUCCCUUCCUGCACCAUUGAUGCUGCCCUCAUCCACGUCUCCUCCAUUUCUCAAACACCUGAGCUCACCCCAUCUUUCUGCUGACUUAACAGUGAUAGAGUUCCUCUUGUCCUGACCUACCACCAAUGAGCCUCUGCAUCUAACACAUCAGUCUCUGCAACUUCUGCCAUCGCCAGAGGGAUCCUAUUACCAAACAUAUCUUUACCAUGCCCCCUCUUACCCUUUCUACAGGAAUUGCUCUCUCCAUGAUUCCCUUGUCCAUUUGCCCCUCCCCACUAAUCUCUCCCCUGGCACUUAACCCUGCAAGUGCUACACCUGCCCUUUCACCUCCUUCCUCGCCUCCAUUCAAGGCCCCAGACAGUCCUUCCAGGUGAGGCAGCACAUCACCCGUGAAGCUGCUGGGGCUGUUUAUUGUGUCCUAAUAUGGCCUCCACUACAUUGGUGAGAACCAUUGUAAAUUGGGAGAUAAAUUCAUCGAGCAACUCCACUCCAUUUGCCGAAAGUGAAUCUUCUGGUGGUCAAACAUUUUAAUUCCCAUUCCCAUUCCAAUUUUGGUGUGUCAGCCCAUGGUUUCCUCUUGUGAUGCCAUUGUGGCCACCCUCAGGGUGGAGGAGCAACACCUUAUAUUUGUCUGGGUAACCUCUAACCUGGUGGGAUGAAUAUCACUUUCUCCUUCCAGUAAAAAAAAUUCCCUCCCCCUCUCCUCUUCUUCCGCUCCCAUCUUAGGGUUCUUUCCUCUUCUGUCCUGCCUGUGACCUCCCCGUGUUCUCUCCCCUUUCUCCUAUGGUCCACUCUCCUCUCCUGUCGGAUUUCUUCCCCUCCAACCCUUUACUUUUCCUCCCUAUCACCUUCUAGUUAUCCUCCUUCCUUCCCCCCUGCCCCCCCACACACACUUUAUUCUGGUGUCUUCCCACUUCCUUUCCAGUCCUGAUGAAGGGUCUCGGUCCAAAACAUCAACUGUUCAUUCAUUUCCAUAGAUGCUGCCUGCCCUGCUGAGUUCCUCCAGCAUUUUGUGUGUGUUGCUUCAAAUAUUUUUCCCCUUUUCAAGACUGACUGACUAUUACAUCCUUUGCAGGUUUGAUCCUGAACUGUAGAGUUUCCUCCAUAACCCUCUGCCCCUCCCAUCCCUCCCUCUCUCUCAAUGCUUGCACCAUUCUGCAUCAGAAGGGAUGAACUGCUGCAAUCUGUUGACAGUAUGUAGCCUUUUUGAAUUACUUUUAUUAAGGGAUUAAGAACUUUAUUGAAGAUUUGAUUCACAAAUUUGUUUUGUGAACAUGAUAAAACUUUCUGGUAUGGUAUCUCAUUUUCACUGAUAAUAAUGCUACUUUAUCACUUUAAAAAGAACAACUUUAAGCAUGCAAAUAUGAAUGAACACAAACUGCUCUUUGUCUCAAUAAGAGGUUAAUGGUGAUAAAGAUGGAUUGUCUAUUGUGUUUCAAUUGUGAAGCUAGAUCUUUACACUUGUAUCUGUGUGAUGCCUCAUUUGCAUGGACACAAUGUCAAUCUUUCAGUUUUCCUUGAGAAGGAAAAUUUGAUAUCUGACCUAGAGAAAGAAAUAGUCAUUAAAUAGGAAUUUUCCUGGUGACGCUGUGAGAUUAUGAAAGAGAGUGGGAAAGUUAAUUUAACAGGUGGCUGCUGAGAAAUACUGAGGAGAGGGUUGAAAACCCAGACAUGUUAACAACAUUACAGACCCCUCAUAGAGAAAUACAUCACAGAAAAGUAUACCAUGAUCAAGAAAUAUAUCCGUCAAUUGCAAUCUAAUAGGAGAGCUCAAGAAUUCAACCAGGACAUUAUUGAAUGAUAAAUCAAGCUGGAAGGUUGUGUGGCCAGUUUUUUCUUAUUUCCUAAUUGUUUAGGAUAUCAGAAAACACAGAUUCGAUCUGCAGCUGAAACAUGAGAAAAACGUGUGUGUUGAGUCAGUUAUUUUGGAUUUAGGAAAAUAGGAUACAGGUCGAUGGUGAUGGGGAGUGAGAGCUGGGCACUGGCUGAGAAUGCAACUAUUUUGGAAAGAUCUAUGGAAUAAUAUGGACAGCCUAAGCUGUGAAUAUUUUUUGGUAAAGUAAUAAUGCUGGUAAUUUGACUUGAUGCUGCUUGCACAAUUGACAUUAACCUAAAAAAUGCCGUGAAUAUAUAAAACUAAAUAAAUUUAAGGCACUUCAGAUGGAAGCAUUCAUGAAAAGUGGUGUGAGGUGGGUUGCUUUAUAUGGCCUCCUAAAAGCCAGAAAUUGGAAUCAUGCUCUUGAGCCCAAGGGAAUGUAGCUGUUUUGAGGCAGAGUAAGAAAGCUGAAAAAUGACCAGAACUUUGAGCAAAACAUACUGCGUAAAUUUGCAACAGAAGGUGGAUGACGUUAUGAAAAAGUUGACAGAUUUUCUGUGUUUGAACAUUUUAGCAUCCUUAGAAUAUAAAUUGUAUUUUCAAGACUUUUCAUGUCAAGUUUCAGGCAACUAUGUAGCUGAUGAAGAAACUUAUUAAUCUUUGUUUCAGUGUUACCAUUGUUCUGCAUACAAUGGUACUUGAUUCAAAGAUUGUAGUUACAUGCAAAAAAUGUUGUUCCUCAGCUUUUCAUUUUCCAGUGUCAUGUUGUACUAUUUUUGAUUCAUUUACAUUUAUUUGAUUAGUAGUUUAUGAGUGAAUAUUUUACCCAGUUACAUCUGUUUCCUUUCUCAAAGUGUAAUGCCACACUUCUUUAUGUAACCUUUGACCCCGGCUAUAUCUUUCCUCUGUAAUCCAUCUUUGGCUCCUCUCCUUUAUGUCUUUUAUCUCACCUUCCACAGCAUUGGACAUUUUUGGUCACAAACAUUGACACCUUUUGAUCAGUUGCCUCCAUUCAAUAGGGAAAAAUUAUUUUAAGCUUCCUUUUCUCAUGUUUUUCUUCCAUAUCUGAGCAUGGGCUCUCUGAUCUCGCCUCGUCCACAGAACCCUUGAACCUUUUUCCACUAAGCAUUCAUUAGCUGAGGUUCUUCAUAGUUCUCUUCUCAAGUACUUUCAGUCUCUACCCAAAAACUGCCAUCCUUCUCUCUCUCCUCCGUAAGUCUGACCUUUCACCCUUUUAUCAUUGCAAAUUACCUCCCAAACCUCACUUACCUUUUUUCCCCUUUAGUCCUAAGAUAUACUGUCAUCACUGAAAUCUGUAUUUCACUUUCCCAGUAUUUCACAGCCGAAUCUUUCAAGUCAGGUUUUGCACUGUCACAGCCAUGACAUCUUAUGUUAACUUGGCUAUAGUAUACUAUCUCUGCAUCUGUAUGUAGCUUGACCAUACUACCUUCCUAGUCAUCAUCGCAUCAUUAUGUAACAGGGUGGAUUCCUCAAGUGGGUUUUCUACCUUGUCUAUUUGACUAUAGCUAGAGAGUCAUUUGCAAACUCUCUCUUCCCAUUUCCAUACACUUUACCCAUAAAGAUCACAGAUCUGCUUGAUCACUAAAACAACCUCCUUCAUCACAUCAUCUAACUUGGACCCUUCCUCAGUUCAACUAAAUCCUCACUGCCUAAAUCUUCACAGAUGCCAUUAUUACUUUUGAUUAUUUUAGCUGCUGGUGUCCUAGCUCACACUAAGCCCAUCAUCAUCCCUGUGCUUGUCAACUUCCACUAGUUCAUGGACAGUCAACAGAUUAAUUUCAGAAUUCUAAUUCUAGCUUUAAAGUCUCCUGUUAACACUGCAACAUACAUUUCUAAACCAUUCCAAGACAUUUGCCCUCAUGUAAUUCUUGAUUAUUCCUGAAUAUAUUAGUUCCACCCUUAGCAGUCAUGUCUUCAACUUGAAUUGGCUUCAGCUUUUUAUUUGCCUUCCUAAACCUCUGCUUCUUUCCAUCUUUCAACUUUUCUCCCACAAGAAGCCUUAAUAAUUUCAUUGAAAUUUGGUCAUCAGUUCCAAUAUGUACAAUUUCCUAAUGUGGCUGAGCUUCAUUUAUUGUUUGAUAAUAUUCAUGUACAACACUUAGGGAUCUUUCAUUAUGUUAAAGGCACUGUAUAACAAUGUUGUGUUGAAAGAGCUAAUGCUGCAGGCAUACGCAUGACACAAACGUUUAAUUGUGUAAAUAGUUGUUUUUGAUAUAUACGAGGCAAGCAGGUUUUCAGUAUAAAAUAUCAAAAUAAAGCAAUAGGGUAUUUUUAAUAUGAGCUGUUAUAUAUUGUAUUUCAAAUACAGAUUAAAACUUCAUUGUGUAAUAAAUAUUUUCUUGGAUUAGAGUGGGAACUGUUUCCAUUACCUUGAAUGUGUACAUUAUGUGAACGUUGUCGGUUUUUUUAUAUAAGACAUCAGAAAUGAGGCAACUAUUUACAUCAAUAUUUUUGUUGAUUGUUAAAUGUAAUUUGGGAUUAUCCCCAUAAAUAAAUCUAGCUGGUCUAGGAAAAGAAGUCUUCACUGUUAAUUACAAGUUUAUAUUCCAUGUGCUUGUUACUGUUAAUUAUAUUGUUGCUUUGAGUAAACAAAUAUGAUGCCAUCUUUCCAAUGGUAUUUCUCUGAUUAUAUUUAUAAUAGAUUUUGAUAUUCAAAGCGUUUAAUUUCUCUUCACCUAGCAGAAACUGAUUUAUAAAUUAAUUUAGUUGUAUGUUCUGCUAUGUGCAGGAAACACGGGUAUUUGAAGCUACGGAUUCCUUUACACAAUGAAAAUGCUGCUUGUGUGUUUUGCAAUAAAGUAUUUUAAGAACAUCAUUUACAUGCUGUAUUUUAUUCGUAUUACAGAUUUUUAUGACACUUAAUUUCCACAUCAAUAUUUAUAUACAGUUUAGAACUUGCUGAAAUUCGAGAUGAUUAUGCACUAAGUUGAGCUAGCUAAUGUUCCUGGAUCUGGGGGGAGCUGCAAGUAUUCAGGCACUCCAAGAUAGGUUGUAUGGAUUUCCAUAUGCAGUUCAGAUCUCUGUGUUUGUCAGGUCACCCUAGCCCAUCCCAGCUAAGUAUUUGGUAUUUUCCUUUUUAUUGUUCAAUAGGUGCAAAUGUAUUGCUGUAAAUUUCUGGGAACAAGAUGCACUUGUAAGUUUGAAGUACCUGGACACAAAUAAUUUGCAGAAUGUCAAGAUCUGUGUAGAAAAUUCAGGUGCAACAGUUUAUAUACUCUUGUCACAGAUGUGGAUAUCAGGUUUAAAUAAAAUUUAUUUGGAUCCCUUGUAAAGUUUACAGUGCCCAUAUUUCAAAUUAUGGAGAAGAUAUAUUUCACCAUUGCAUAGGAACUUUCACUAUUCAAAAAGAUUUAUUAUCUUUUUUUUGUUGGAAUUGGAAUUGAAGUAGUACCAUGGCCCUGAUUCUUGGUGUGAAACUGGAUGCAAGAGCCUGAGGCUUGCUCAGGCUCAGUUAAGUAGCACACUGGGAUGGGAAUCUGAAAGACCAUGUCAGGUGCUCUGAUUCCUUGCCUUGUUCAUUUUAUUGUACCUUUCUAAUUCACAGCAGAUGCAAAGACUGGCAGCAUGGCAUGAAAGAUAUAUUCUGGAAGAGAUACCAUAGCUGAUGUACAGGAAAUAUUUUGGACUUAGUGCCAGUCAAAUUUCUCAGGUGUUCCUCUGCCAUUCAGGCUGCAUCCAAACCUAAUUCAGGGCAUUGAGCAACUUGUCUUUAGACCAUAAGAAAUAAAAACAGGAAUAUUCUCUUGAAACUUUUUUCAUUAUCACUGCCUAGUAGCCUCUGUUGGGUUGGGCUUUUUAUCAGAAAUGAACUCAAUUUUAAUGAACUUCCUUCCAGACAGAAAUCUAUCCAAAAUUCCACAAAAUGAAUGGACAUUUGGUUGACUACUGUGGAUUAUCAGUUCCAGUGCAUCUGUACACUUGCAUUGGACUUCACAUUCAGGGAUAACAUAGAGGAAGCAGUGAAUGCAAUAAUGAAAUAAUUUCUCACUUUUACAAUUAUUUUACUAAUUUACUUUUGGAACAUGGUAUAGUACAGGCCCCUUGUCUGCCAACAUUUUAAUCCACCUCAAGAUCAAUCAGACCUUUCCCUUCCAUAUAGACCUCCACUUUUCAUUAAGCAGGAGUCUCUUAAAUGUCCCAAAUUUAUCUGCUUCUAUUACCCUCCACUUCCCCACCCCAGCCGUGUGUUUGAUGUGCUUGCUACUCUCUGUGUAAGUGAAAAACAACCACUGACAUCUAUCCUAUACUUCCCUCCCAUCACCAUAAAAGUACAUCCUCUCACAUUAGCCUUUGCCACCCUGAGUAACAGGUGCCAGGCACCCACUCUAUCAAUGCCUCUUAUCAUCUUAUGCAGCUCUAUCCUCUUAUCCUCCUUUGCUCUAAAAAUAAAAGCCCCAGUUCAUUCAAACUUUCCUCAUAAGACAUGUUCUCUAAUCCAGGCAACGUCCUGGUACAUCUCCACUAAAGUUUUCACAUUUUUCCUAUAAUGAGGCAGCCAGAACCAUGUGUUGUGUAGCCAGAGUUUUAUAGAUACUUAGCAGCUCUUGAACUCAAUCCCUCAAUUACCAAAGUACAACACAACAUACACCUUCUUAAUCACCCUAUCAACUCGUGCAAAAACUUUGAGGGACCUGAGAAUGUGGAGAAUAAAACUACACCUGUAUGAAGCCCUACAGCAUCUGGUAACCCUGUGAUCUCUACUUGGAUGUCAGAACAUUUUUCAAGAGAGUAAACCCUUGCCCUGAUGGUGUACAUCCAAACACCUGUGCCAAUCAACUGGCAGAAGCAGUCAAGGAUAUCUUUAAUCUCUCACUGUGGCAGUCGGAGUAUCCCACCUGUUUCCAAAGGAUGACAAUCCUACCAGUGCCCAAGAAGAGCAGGGUGAGCUGUCUGAAAGACGUGUGGCAAUCACAUAUACUAUGAUGAAGAUCUUUGGGAGGUUGGUCAUGGCUAGAAGCAACUCCUACCUAAGCAAGGACUUGGACCCACUUCAAUUUGCCUAUUGACACAAUAGGUCUGCAGUGGACACAAUCUCACUGGUUCUCCACUUGGUCUUGGAUCACCUGGGCAAUAGCAAAACCAAGAUUGGGUUGCUGUUUAUUGGUUACAGUUCUGCGUUCAACAUAACCAGACCCUCAGUCCUAAUCAGCAAGCUCCAAAACCCGAGCCACUGCACCUCCCUCUGAACUGCAUUCUUGACUUAUUCACCAGGAAACCAGAGUCUGUGCGGAUCAGAAAUAACAACUCCUCCUCACUGCCAAUCAACACUGCCACAUCUCAAGGAUGCAUUCUUAGCCCACUGCUCUUCUCUCUCUACACCCAUGGUUGUGUGACUAGACAUAGCUAAAAUGCCGUCUAUAAAUUUGCUGACAAUACACCUACUGUUGGUAGAAUUUCAGAUGGUGAUGAGGAGGUGUACAAGGUUGAGUGGUAUCACAGCAAUAAUGUUGCACUCAAUGUGUAAGACCAAGGAACUGAUUUUUUUACUUCAGGAAGUGGAAGUCAAGGGAAUACACACCAGUCCUCAUCAAGGCAUCAGAAGGGAAAGGGAGACUAGUUUCAAGUCCCUGGGUGUCAACAACUCUGAGGAUCUAUCCUGGGUCUAACAUAUUGAUUACAAAGAAGGCAUGACAGUUGCUAUACUUCAUUAGGAAUUUGAGAAUUGGUAUGUCAUCAAAGACUCUCACAAAUUUCCAUGAUGUACUGUGGAGAGCAUUCUAACUGGUUGCAUCACCAUUUAGUAUGGAGGAGCGAUGGCACAGAUCAGAAAAAGCUGCAGAAAGUUGAAAACUCUGCCAGAUUCAUCAUGGGCACUAGCUCUCCAAUAUCCAGAUCUUCAAAAGACAAUGCCUCAAAAGGCUUCAUUGAUCAUAAAGGACCCCCCCCCCCCACUCACCCAGGA